UGGCUGUUCACCUGAAACUAAUAACAGUUAUGGAAACGUUAAUCAACCAACCGUGGACUCUGACCUUGACCCUCCAGUGUCCGAAAUGAAUAAUCACUCAAAGGAAUCAAUUGAAGCGGUACAGCUCCCAAUUUAUGUUACCAAAGAAAAAGCAGCUACCCUAAUCACUCAAGCGACCAAUGAUAACAGCAAUAUAGAACCAAAU
Molecule: messenger RNA, 205 nt
Organism: Paramuricea clavata
Lineage: Eukaryota; Metazoa; Cnidaria; Anthozoa; Malacalcyonacea; Plexauridae
Source: the annotation of a GenBank genome assembly